This is a messenger RNA of Trichechus manatus latirostris (Florida manatee), 1852 nucleotides long. It is a transcript of the gene PROKR1, whose product is annotated as prokineticin receptor 1. Lineage: Eukaryota; Metazoa; Chordata; Mammalia; Sirenia; Trichechidae. The record is from RefSeq and is a predicted model, not a curated record. Gene Ontology annotation, molecular function: neuropeptide Y receptor activity. Gene Ontology annotation, cellular component: plasma membrane. The transcript has 2 exons. The coding region runs from base 292 to 1473 and encodes 393 amino acids. Gene Ontology annotation, biological process: neuropeptide signaling pathway.
GUCCUUUAUGUGCACUCCAUCAUCCUGUAUUCACUCUGAGCAGGUGGCUAAUGGGCCUGCAUAGGUUACAAGAUGGUUUUAAAUUCUGCCAGGUUCACUCACACAUGUAGCCAAUUGUUUGUUUUUCAAAGGUCUAGGAUGGAGCUCAGAAGCUGUGGCCCAAGGAUGCUGGCAGGGAGAUUGACUCUCUAAGGGAGAGCAGACUACCAGCAGAGAGGAGAGACCUCCAGUCCGGAAGACGCCACCUCAGGGGAAUUCCCAGCAGUGCUGCUAAUAGCUCCAUCUUUCCAGAUGGAGAUCACCAUGGGGGAUAGGGAUGACAAUGCCACCAACACCUCCAUCAACUUCCUUUCUGUGCUUGAUCCCCAUGGAGUCCCAGCUGCUCCCUUCCCAUUCAACUUCAGUUAUGAGGACUAUGAUAUGCCCCUGGAUGAAGAUGAGGAUGUGACCAAUUCUCGGACUUUCUUUGCUGCCAAGAUCAUCAUUGGCAUGGCCCUGGUGGGCAUCAUGCUGGUCUGUGGUGUUGGCAACUUCAUCUUCAUUGCUGCACUGGCCCGCUACAAGAAGCUACGCAACCUCACCAACCUGCUCAUUGCCAACCUAGCCAUCUCUGACUUCCUAGUGGCCAUUGUCUGCUGUCCCUUUGAGAUAGACUACUACGUGGUGCGCCAUCUUUCCUGGGAGCAUGGCCACGUGCUGUGUGCCUCUGUCAACUACCUGCGCACUGUCUCUCUCUAUGUCUCCACCAAUGUCCUGCUGACCAUCGCCAUCGACAGAUAUCUGGCCAUUGUGCACCCGCUGAGACCACGGAUGAAGUAUCAGACGGUCACUGGGCUGAUUGCCUUGGUCUGGAUGGUGUCCAUCCUCAUCGCCAUCCCUUCAGCCUACUUCACAACCGAAACGGUCCUCAUCAUCAUCAAGAGCCAGGAGAAGAUCUUCUGUGGCCAGAUCUGGCCCGUGGACCAGCAGAUCUACUACAAGUCCUACUUCCUCUUCAUCUUCGGCAUCGAGUUCGUGGGCCCCGUGGUCACCAUGACCCUGUGCUAUGCCCGCAUCUCCCGGGAGCUCUGGUUCAAGGCUGUCCCUGGCUUCCAGACGGAGCAGAUUCGGAAGCGGCUACGCUGCCGCCGGAAGACGGUCCUGGUGCUCAUGUGCAUCCUCACGGCCUACGUGCUGUGCUGGGCACCCUUCUAUGGCUUCACCAUCGUGCGUGACUUCUUCCCCACAGUGUUCGUGAAAGAGAAGCACUACCUCACGGCCUUCUAUAUCGUGGAGUGUAUCGCCAUGAGCAACAGCAUCAUCAACACCCUGUGCUUCGUGACCAUCAAGAACAACACCAUGAAGUACUUCAAGAAAAUCAUAUUGCUCCACUGGAAGUCUUCUUACAAUGCAAGUAAGUCCAGCGCCGACCUUGAUCUCAAAACCAUGGGUGUGCCUGCCACUGAAGAGGUGGACUGCAUCAGAUUGAAAUAACCUGGUGGGCCUGUCAGAGUUUAAACACAAAACCGGAUUUUGACAUACUGACCGGUGUACCUGGAGACACACCACUCUUGGUUUGUUGCAAAGGGUACAGUAAAUGGACGACCCUGUCUAUGGACACUAUAACUGUGCCCAAGAAGCUUGGAAUUUCUAAAACUGAUGUAUCAGAUGUCAUCACCCAUGGCUGACAUGUAUUGAACAUCUAAUUUGAGCAAAGAGAAGACACUGGUGAAACCUGUAUAUGUUGACAACAUUUAGAUGGAAAAAUGAAGUAGGGAUUAAACCAAGGAAACUUUCGGGCAGAGACAGUCUAGAAUAAGCUCAUUUCCUGAAGGGAGCUCCAGCAGGAGUCUAGGACUGCAGUUCAUGUGUU